This is a messenger RNA of Alligator sinensis (Chinese alligator), 3368 nucleotides long. RefSeq names its product zinc finger protein RFP-like. The record is from RefSeq and is a predicted model, not a curated record. The coding region runs from base 58 to 1545 and encodes 495 amino acids. Gene Ontology annotation, molecular function: zinc ion binding; protein binding. Lineage: Eukaryota; Metazoa; Chordata; Crocodylia; Alligatoridae. The transcript has 7 exons.
GCAUGUGCCUGAGCUCGGAGAAGUGAAACUAACCCCGUUCCACCCUCCUUUGGAGCCAUGGCUGCUGAGAGCUGUGUAGAAAACCUCCGGGAUGAAGCGACCUGCUCCGUCUGCCUGGACUUCUUCAGGGAUCCGGUGAUGAUCGUGGGCUGUGGGCACAACUUCUGCCGAGCCUGCAUCACCCAGUGCUGGGAGCGAUUGGACAGAGAUGUCACCUGCCCUGAGUGCAGACAGACCUUUCCACAAAAGAGCCUCCAGCCAAACAGGCAGCUGGCAAGUGUUGUGGACAUAGCCAGGAGGCUGCGUGUGCAGAAAGCCGAGGGAGCCGGAGGGCAGCGAGUGUGUGGGGAGCACCAGGAGGCUCUGAAACUGUUCUGCCAAGACGAUGAAAUCCCCAUCUGUGUGGUGUGCGACCGAUCCCGGGCGCACCGAUCUCACACCGUGGUUCCCCUAGAAGAGGCCACUGAAGAGUACAAGGAAAAACUUCAAGCCCAUUUGAAGACUCUGAGGAAAAGAAAAGAAAAGCUCCUGGGAUUAAAACAGACUGGAGAAGGGAAAAUCCAGGAAUCCCUGAAACAGGCAGGAGCCGAGAGGCAGAAGAUUGUGUCUGAGUUUCAGAAGCUGCACCAGCUACUACAGGAACAAGAACAACUCCUGCUGGCCCAGCUGGGAGAGCUGGAGAAGGAAGUUGCAAAGAUGCAGAAGGAAAAGGAUACCAAACUCUCUGAGGAGAUUUCCCAUCUCAACGAGUUGAUCAGCGAGAUGGAGGUGAAGUGCCAGCAGCCGGCGAGUGAGUUCCUGCAGGAGAUCAGAAAGACCCUCAGCAGGUGUGAGAAGGGGGAGAUCCCACGGCCAGUGCCAAUUUCUCCUGAGCUGGAAAGGAGACUCCAGGACUUCUCCCAGCAAACCCAUGCCCUGACAGAAACUUUGAGGAAGACCAAAGAUAUUCUGCUGUCUGCCUGGGAGCAAAAAAGUGGGGAUCUGCAGGGUUCACACACCAAGGUGGCAGUGACUCUGGCUCCAGACACAGCUCAUCCCUGUCUUGUCCUGUCUGCGGAUCGAAGAAGUAUGAGAUGGAAACAGGCACGGCAGCCUCUGCAAAAUAAUCCUGAGAGGUUUAACUUUGCGUACUGUGUGCUGGGCCAUGAGGGAUUCACCUUGGGGAAACACUGCUGGGUGGUGGAGGUGAGGAAGGCGGAUUGCUGGGCUGUGGGGGUUGCCAAAGAGUCUGUGAGGAGGAAGGGAAAGUUCUUCUUUAGCCCUGAAGAAGGGAUCUGGGCUGUGCAGAACCAGUUUUAUGGCCAAUUGGAGGCUCUCACUGCCCCUAAGCCAACACCCCUCUUCCAGUGCCAGGAGCCCAACAGGGUGCGGGUCUGUCUGGACUAUGCAGCAGGGCGGGUGUCAUUUUUUGAUGCUGACACUGAGGACCCAAUCUUCACCUUCCCACCAGCUUUGUUUGCUGGAGAAACAAUCCGGCCAUGGCUCUGGCUCAAGCCUUUCAUUCUAUUUGGUUCUGGUACACCCGCACUUAGACUGUGCCCCUGAGCCAGGGAUGGGAUGUUACCCAGCCAAGGGUAAUGUGGGUAUCUCUGGCCUUGUUCUAAGCAGUCUCUCUGACCCUGGAGGACUCCCCUUUACUCCUCUCUACUCUUAGGACAAGCUUAGGUUGUGUCUGUACAGACCAGACCAUGCCACUGCUGCAGCAGUAACAAGGCAUGUUGCUCCCUGGCUUUUGAGGGCUCCAGCGGGGCUGGCAGUACAGGGUCCCCUGAGGGAAGCCCCCAGCUCUGGAGCAUUGGUCUGUCUCCGACCAGAGCAGCCCAGGGCUGGGGGCUCACUGCAAAGUGCCUCUGGGCAUCCUCUGGCCAGGGAGGCCCCAGCUGGGGAUGUGUGGGAGGCAGGCUGGGUCUGGAGGUGCAGCUCUGCUACUGGGGCGCUGCUGGGCUGGUUUGGGUUGUUUUUCAUGAGCAGCCAAGGCCCCUGGGCUGGGGGUUCCCAAGGAGCUGGAUGGAGUGAGAUCCGUCUUUGCUGUAGGGGCAGAGGCUGAGAGACCGAGACAAGGAAGGGAAGGGUAGUGGGGGACUGGACAGUGCACUGGCAAGGGUGAGAUUCAGGGGCAGGUUCACAGAUGGGAGCAAAAGAGUUGUGGGGUUUGGGACACACGAGCUGUUGCUGCCACAGGGACAGAGAAUGAAUGAAGUAGGAUUUGGGAGCCUGGGGAGAAGCUGGAAGCUCCCAUCUGCUUUGAGCAAUUAAUACAGCCCUGUGCAGUAGGAUCUCAACUGGAUCUACCAAUAAAUAGCUUCUGCAGCAGGCCCCAAGCCCCUAUCCUCUGUCCGUGUGGAAGAGUUAACAGCAUUCCCAUGUUCUCAUGCCUAGAGGUGGGAGGGGAAUUCAGCCACCGUAGGCCUGAGAAGUAAUGCAGAAUACAUCUUUAAUGUGGUUUACGAGGGCUCCUGUCCAAAGUGCUGUGAACUUUGGGGGCUAACAGUGGUGCCCGGGUAGGGACAGCCCAGGUGUCAGCAGAGGGACCAGCAGAAGAAAGACAAAAUAGUGAAUUCCAAAAAACUAACUGGAGAGUCCUUGGGAAAGGAGGAGAAAGGAUGUGGGGGCCUGAUUUGCACCAUGGAGCAGAAGAUUGUAGGGACACAGAGAGAAAGGACCAUGGCUUCAAAAAAAGUGCUGGACAAAUCAGUUGGUGAAAGGAGGGAAAAGAGAGCAAGAGGGAGAUUCCCAACAGGCUUCCCAGGGCGAGGCCAGCUCCUUGGUGCCAUGUAUUAGUACGUGGAUUUCCCCAUCCCUCCCUGUCAUGAACUAAGCAGUGGGGCAUUUCACAGACAUCCCCACUAAGUUGGGUCAAUGACCAUCAUGCUUGCUCUCUUAUAAGCAACUAAAACCAAGCUCCCAUAUGUGCAUUGUUAUUGUGAAUAUAUUUGUAUGUGUUCAGCUUUAGGGUUAGACUUGGAGACUGAGGACUUCUGUUCAACAGUAGCUGAGUCCAUGCAAAGGGGAUUUUGUUAGUGUUCCUGUGAAGCACCAGGGAAGAUCUCAGAAGAGAUGAUGUGGAUUGGUUUCAGGAACUGAAUGAAGGAAAGAUGAAGUGUUAGAAAAGACUGGAUCAAAGGAGAAGUCCUUUGCUGGGAGGGAGUCACUCAUAUUUUCAGGUGAAAUAGGAGCUCGAGCCAGAGAGAGGCUGUGGGGUCUUCCUAGAGAUUAGUGGGCUGCUUGUUGAGUGAAACAAGGAAGGCACCUGGAAGCUGUUCCAAGUCAGAAGGUAGCAGUGCAGUGUUUUGGUUUGAUUUUUUGUUUGUCUGUCUGCAAGUUGAAUCUUUGUCCUGUGUUUUUCUGUCUUAUGCAAUAAACCUAUU